Molecule: messenger RNA, 4239 nt
Organism: Plenodomus lingam JN3
Lineage: Eukaryota; Fungi; Ascomycota; Dothideomycetes; Pleosporales; Leptosphaeriaceae
Source: RefSeq, a predicted model, not a curated record
AUGGCGGACCAACAGACGCAGCACGUCCCGGGAGGGCAUUAUUCUGGCCACAAUCCCAUUCCCACAGUGAAGCAGUUUGUCGAAAAUCUAGACAAGGACAAGAAAAACCGCGACAGGCAGAUAGAUGCCUCGAUCAAGCAGACGUCCUCGUCUCAACCGCACAAGGCAGUACCCGAGAGGCAAGUCAAAGGAACCGAGACCACAGUCACAGAUCCCACCACGGGCAAUGAAGUAGUCAUUGCCGAUGUCAGCAAGGAGAUGAUGAACGAGGUGGAGGAUCCACAUCUAGUUGUGCCCAAUGCCAAUCUGGACAAGUCCACACCCAUCAAGACCGAUCCUUCACAGUCGCUUGAAGACUACAAGCAUAACCAGGAUGUUACAGCACCACCUGACCCCGUCGCAGAAGGCACGACAUCCGACGUACCCAUUCACGGCGAGAAGACUAAUGUCCUUUUCCACCCAACACCCUCCGUCAGCUUUGAGCCCAUGUUCGCUUCAUUGGAGAAGCGUGCUAAUAUAUUGUGCGCUGGCAUACUCAUUACGACAGUCGUAGUAGGCAAGAUGUUUGGCGGAGCACUCAAGGGCUUAAUUCCGCUCGGCAUGUGCUUAUCAUCCGGUGUCUUUCUCUGGAUGAAGGAAGUGGUACGCAGCGGAAGAGAAGUGGAGUGGGACUCCGAGCAGGUUCGAGGACAAAUGGCGACCCUGAAUCUACUACCAGAAUCAGUUGAAUGGAUGAACACGUUACUUGGCAUAAUUUGGGGCCUGAUUAAUCCCGAUAUGUUUCAAGGUGUCGCUGAUACCCUCGAGGAUGUCAUGCAGGCUUCUGUUCCAGGCAUCAUCGAGAAUGUUCGUGUCGCGGAGAUCAAUCAGGGCAGCAAUCCAUUGCGCAUUCUCAGUCUGCGUGCCCUUCCCGAUACGCACAUGAAGGAAAUGAAGCAAGCUAUACACGAGGAGAACAAGAAGACCAAGGAUCCACAAGAGGCUGCUGCGGAUGAAGAGGGAGGUGAUUUUUACAACCUCGAGGUUUCUUUUGCAUACCAUGCUAAACCCAGCGGCAAGCGUGCCUCCGACAAGGCGCGGAACAUGCACAUGCAGUUGGUCUUCUACCUUGGGAUUAAGGGUCUCUUCGGUGUACCACUUCCCAUCUUCGUCGAAUUACAGGGCUUGGUUGGCACUGUACGCCUGCGCAUGAACAUGACACCUGAACCACCAUUCUUGAAGAAUUUGACAUUUACUCUCAUGGGCGCACCGCAAGUAACAGCAGGCUGUACUCCCAUGAUGGAGAAGGGCGUGAACAUCCUUAACCUUCCCUUGAUCAGCAAUUUUGUCAACUAUGCUAUCAAAGCAGCAGCAAGUAUGUAUGUCGCACCCAAGUCCAUGUCGAUUGAUAUGAGAGCGAUCUUGCAAGGAGAUUCUGUCCAGAAGGACACGGAAGCUCUCGGUGUACUCUGGAUCAGAAUACACCGCGCCGUUGGCUUGAGCAGACAAGAUCGCCGUGGAUCAAAGCAUGGAGGCAGCGACCCAUAUAUUACCAUUGCCUUCUCCAAGUACGGAAAGCCAAUGUACUGCACUCGGGUUAUCACAGACGAUCUUAACCCUAUCUGGGAGGAAACAGCUGCUGUGCUUGUCGGUCCAGAGCUGAUUAAGGCGAACGAGAACCUCAGUGUCGAGCUUUGGGAUUCUGAUCGACACACUUCUGACGAUAUUGUUGGCAAGGUCGAGAUCUCUAUGCAGAAGAUGAUCCAACACCCUGGAAAGAUGUAUCCACAAACAUCCAAGCUCGCAGGUAUGGAUGCAGACAGUGAGAUGCCCGGAGAGCUCCACUGGGAAGUUGGUUAUUUUGGCAAGCCCAAGUUCAGGAAGGAGAUGAGGACUGAUGGUAAGAACAAGGCUCUUCCCGAUGAGCUUAAGGACGACCCACGACUCCAGGACGACAAGGGCGUGAUCAAUGAUGAAGAGCAGGAUGCGGUUAUGCACACUCCUCCGGAUCCGCUAUGGCCCAGUGGUAUCUGCAGUGUAGUCAUACACCAGAUCGUGAACCUCGAGCUUGAGAACAUCAAGGGCACUUCAGGCAAGUUCAAGGGCCGUGAGUACGAGCCUGCGAAGCCCUAUGGUGAGGGUAAAGAAGAGACUGGCGGUGAUCUUCCCACCAGUUAUUGCACCAUCCUGUAUAACGACGAACUCGUCUAUCGUACGCGUGCGAAGGCAGUAUCAUCUCAGCCAAUCUUCAAUGCUGGUACAGAGCGUUUCAUUCGCGACUGGCGGUCUGGAAUCAUCACUGUCACCGUGCGCGACUCGCGCAACCGCGAACACGAUCCGAUUCUAGGUGUUGUUCCCCUCAAGUUAUCCGACAUCCUGGAAACAUCGUCUCAGGUCACACGCUGGUACCCGCUAGAUGGUGGUAUUGGCUUCGGCCGCAUACGCAUCUCACUCCUGUUCCGAAGUAUCGAAACUCGUCUGCCUCCUCAGAUGCUGGGAUGGGACGUUGGUACUUUUGAGUUCAGGUCCAAGCGCAUCCUUGCCUUGAACUAUGAGCACGCUCCUAAGCUUCGCCUGCGGACGGGUGGCAGUACUGGUAAGAUCAGUCGCAGCCAUGUCAAAAAGCUCGACGAAGGUGAUGGCUACUACUUUGAUCUUGAGGAACACGACGGACGAAACAACGUUCGACUCCCUGUGAAGCAUCGCUACAGAUCACCCAUUGUGUUUGAAUUCCACAUCGCCAAUCACCGCAAGGCCGAUGCAUACGCUGUUAUCUGGCUGCAGCAUUUCAUCGAUAACGAGGAUACUGAUAUCAACAUUCCGAUCUGGAAGACUGCCAAUCCUGCGCGCCUGACGCAAAAUUACAUCACUGAAGAUAACUGCGGCCAAGAGCCAGGACUCGAAGACCUUAAGGAGGUUGGACGUCUCCAGUUCCGUGCCCGCUUCAAGGCCGGUACAGAUGAAUCUCAUGGUGAAUUCGUGACUGACAACGAGACACGUGAGACCUACGAGACCUGGGAGGCUUGCGUCACUGAAGGCGUGCGAAAUCGCAAGGUUGAAAAGGAGCUACCAGAGCGUAUCCAGCAAUUACAUGAAGAUUCAUUGACAGCUGGGCGCGACAUCCUCAAAAAUGCAGACGAGGAAGAGAAGAGAAAGUGGCUUGCUAGGGACGGACAGGACUGGUCUGGCGCAUUUGGCGAUAAUCCGAAGGCUUACAUGAACACCAAGGGCAAGAAGAGGCGAGAACCUGGCCAAGAGGAGCCACUUCACGACCGCUAUCAUCCUUCUGAUAAUGAAGAAAACGAUGAUGACGACGACGAUAACUCCGAAUCGUCGUCCGAUCUCGGGGUCAAAGACGCAAACACUGUUGGCAACGCACCGCACAUGAGUGGCAAGGACGGCAAGGGCGGUCAGACGCCGGUCAAUGGCAUCCACCACCAGGCCACAGACUUGUCGCCAACAGGCGACCCUCGUGCUUCACAUUCUACAGCAAGAACGGACACGACUUUCCAAACAAGCACGACCUCGUCGUCGAGCAAGGACAUCAACAAGCAGAACAAGCGUGCAGAGGAGCGGAAACAUCGAGGUCUGAUGCAGUGGAAGCCAGCACGGAAUGCGCGGUUUGCAAAGAACCAGGCCUCACUCGGUCUGUCUAAGCUUAAGAAGAAGGUUACUGGUGGCUUGGAGGGACGGCAGCCAGGUGUUGAAACUGAUCACGAGACAAUGGUGUACGGCGUUGGCAUAAAAGGCGUUAUCUUGAUAUUCAUCAUGUCAGUGAACUCCAUAUCACAUCACAUCAGUAAACCAGACAUUCGACCGGAUGACAUCAACUGUCUCACUGUCGAGCACCAUGUGGUCGCCGACCCAACACCGAACAUGGUUUCACUUCUGAGUGCUGAUGUCUCGAUGACAGAGUCGUCCCGUCUUGCGGCAUGCAUGCAGCAAGUUACCCAGAGUCUGCACAUGGGGCAAUUGAACCCGUCGAUAAAGGUAACUCCUGACUGUCCCAAUGUGAUGAGAGCGCAAUGUUGGCCGUCUCCAGCCAUGCUCACAACAGAGAUGCCAUUAUCCGGUUUGAGGGCCGACUCAACAUGUCGAAUAUACGAGGCUGCGGUUUGCAAAAUGGACCCCGCAGGUAUCUGUGUGUAUCUCGUCUCUCCAACGAGUCCUGGAUACCUAGAAAUCUUGGUGCCUUUGUCUGAAUGGGGCGCAGAGCUCUCGCUGUCGACAGUGUUUCCUGAAGCAGUAAACGGUGGUUAG